Peronospora belbahrii is the source of this 345-nucleotide messenger RNA. The record is from the annotation of a GenBank genome assembly. Lineage: Eukaryota; Oomycota; Peronosporomycetes; Peronosporales; Peronosporaceae.
AUGAAUUCACAGGCAUCAAACGCUGAGCGGACGGUUCGAUAUUUGCAUGAAGAGAGAGUAAAUGAGAGUAAACAUAAUCAGAAGAAGAAUACGUUGUCGUGUCGGUGGUUCCUCGAUCGUUCGUUCUAUUGCGUCAUAGCACCUGGGAACCAAAUGGAACAUUUCUAUCGAUAUGGACAAGUAGAUGAGUGUAAAUUUACGUGGAAGAAUUUGUAUUUGUGCUAUCGAUCAAGUAUGAUGGAUGAGAAAAAACGUCAGGACUUCCUAAAGGAUACACCGCUGGACACGUCGAAGAGCCCGUACAUCACGGAUGUGUGGGAGAGAAAAGAAACACCUGGCUGGUAG